Molecule: messenger RNA, 2814 nt
Organism: Callorhinchus milii (elephant shark)
Lineage: Eukaryota; Metazoa; Chordata; Chondrichthyes; Chimaeriformes; Callorhinchidae
Product: genetic suppressor element 1-like
Exons: 12
Coding region: 70-2814 (914 amino acids)
Source: RefSeq, a predicted model, not a curated record
GACAGACACGUUUCCACAAUAUUGAAUGCGAAGUUGUAGAAAAGGAGAAAACAUUUUUCCCCAUUGAGAAUGGCAUCCAGUUAUACAGCCAUGUAUCUGCAAAUGAAACUGAAAGAUCCCAGGAGAAAUCUACGCCAAUCUGCUAGAGGCAUGAGCCAUGAGCCAAAGUCAUCUUCUGUUGGGAUGGUUUCAGCAGCACAAAGGACCACAGCGACUGUGAACCCCUUAACUCCUUCCUCACUGAAUGGACCUAUUGUUACAAAUGGGAGCCAGUCUGCUCAUGGGACACCAAACAGCAGGGGAAGCCAUACAGCCAGUUUUGCUGCAGCACUUAGAAAACUUGCCAAGCAAGCAGAAGAGCCAAAAGGAUGUUCCCGCGGCAAUGAACAUUCCCCUGUUUCAUCGCCAGUAACUAACCACGGUUCUCCCACGGGCACACCCAAGAGGGCUCCAGGAACAAUAAUAGUUCCCUCCGGAAAUCAGAGAGUGGCAAAUACUCCACCUGUGGUUACUAUUGCUCCAACACAAACAGUCAAUGGACUUUGGAGAGGUGAUGGCAGACAGCUCUCAGACAGUGCCCUGAGAUCCAGCAGUCGUGAACACCCACUGUCCACAGAGUCUUUGUUAAAAAAGGACAAACUUGCAGUACCCACCCACCCUGCACCCUCACAUCCUGCUUUUUAUCUCUCCAGUAAUUCUGCCCAAGAUUUACCAUAUUCAGCCAUCAAUUUGCAGCGACCAGUCCCACACUUGGUAUCUUCCAACAGCAGGGCAGAAGACUUCCUCUCAAGUUUCCGUCCAUAUCAUAGUCGCAAUGAAAUCCAAGCUUUGUCCUCGCUGGCUUCCCUUGGGUUGGACUCAUCAGCAGCCGCUGCAUCUGCAGCUUACUAUCAUCCUGCCUUCUUAUCCCAUCUUCCUUUUCAUCAUCCAACAUAUAGAAUCGAUGACCCCUGUGUUCUAUCAUUCCGACCUCCGUUCUUUCAUAUUCCACAACCUGGCGCCUUGCCACAUCUGCAGCCUCCCAAUAUGCACUUGUCCCGUAGUGGAAUGAGGCAGCACCUAGAUGCAGCUCACCCUUCACUCCCAGCCUUGCACUCGGACCAUCUAUCAAUCCUGACAGGCGGAAGGUUGCCAAUAGAGGAGGAAAAGCAGCGUGAAAAAGAGCGUGAGCACGAGAAAGAAAAGGACUGGGAAUGUGAGACUUUGCGAGAAAGGAAGAGAGAAGCGAUCACAGAACAGGAAAGGAAAAGAGAGAAACAGAGUGAAACGGAAUGGGAGAAAGAAAUAAAGCGAAGGAAAGAGAUGAAACAGGAAAAAGCGAUGGACCUUGACUAUCGGGCAGAACAGAAUGCAACUGCUGCCGGUGAUUCAGGACCCAGACGGUUUGAAGGAUGGAAGGAUUUCAUCUCGGCAAUGGAACCAUUCCAGCCCAUUCAUAGGAACAAUGAACACCCCAAAUCAUGGUGGAGCACUUCAUCUGCUCAUACAGAACAAAAAGAGUCGUCCUUGGGAAGUGGAAAACUUCGGACAUUGCCUUUGGAGCCUGUUGCAAUUCCUGCAUCUUCUCUUCUUGGUGUGCCACCAAUGGGGUCCUCGUAUUGCUCACCCCGGGAAGGGAAGUGUGCUGUACGUCACGGCCAUCUGCAACAAGAGAGGGAGGACAGACCAGUGCAUGGAGUAGACUUUCGUCAGCAGCAUCGUCAGCAGCAAUCUGAUCUGAUCCGAGGACAUCAACCUUCAGAGCAAGAACAGGAGAGAAGCAGAGUCACCCCUGAAGAUGAAAAGCAAGAGCGUCCCUUGCACUUGAGAGCACCUCCUCCUCUCAUUUCACCACGGCACCCUCUGAGAGAGCACUCCCCUCUUCCAAGACCCUUUCCAUCUGUUCAUGCAGUUCCAUCAGCUCAAGCACUUAACUACAGCACUAACAGCUCCAGGAAUAACUACGAGGUACAGAGGGACCCGGAAAGAGUUCAGAACAUUGAACUGAAAAGUGAAAAUUUGAACAAGACUGCUGGAGAACACUUUAAUCCAGAGCUUCCUAAAACUUGCACUGAGAAAGAUGUGAGCGUAAUCAAGAAAUCUGGACCGGCAAGUCUAAAAUGUGUCACGGUGCCACUCUUAAAGGCUCAGGCUUCCAGCCGUCAGCCUGUAAAAGAUGUUGACAGUGACUUCAAACACCCAAUUGUAGACAGUCGUCGAGAGGAGCUGCAGAGAGAAUGCUUGGAUUUAUCUACCACUUCUGGAGUAGCUGAUCUCAGUCUGAAGAAACGAGAGCACUCUCUGGCACCCACCAGAUCUGUGCCUUGCAGCAGUGAUGCUCCAGUCAUCAGGCUGGGCAUUGAGGAUCCACCACUCGAGAAGCCUGUUGUCAGCAAGUUAGAUCUGGCAGAAAGAAAACUGAAAGAAGCUAGGGUGAAUGGACAGCAUUUUGGUUUGAACUCCUCAGAUGGGGGAGUCUGCAAGGAGGUGAUAAGAAGAAAGAUGCACAGACUUGCCCAGCGAGCUCCUCUAAAGCUAGAUGACACACCUCGGAAACUCCAUUUCCUCGGAGCUGUGGGGCUGACCACUCAGAGCAGGAAAGAAGAGGUCAAACAGCAGAAGCUGAGGAAGAGACGCAGAAUGCUGAGGGAACACAGUCCAUCCCUGCUUCAUUCAGACAACAAGAGACCAGCUCCACUGUGUGUCCUCUCUCUCAGCCAUUCUUCAGGUGAACUGAACAAGGCAGCAGAUUUGGAGGAAAAGAAAGAAUUUCUUGCACUCUUUGACUUAAAGCACUUGAUUCCUUCGCAGACAAAAGCCACAGAAACUGGCUAG